UGUCGGCUAACCUUUUGAAAUCAAACUCAAGGUUGCGAAACUAAUACCGUAAAGAGAUUGGACUUUGGAGAAAUGUAAUAGUUAUCAAGCGGAAACCUGGACAGUCGCACGCACGCACGCGCCUCUUGUCGCCGUGGACUCACUGUCCACUCCGAUAACUUAUCACCAACAAGUUAUUUUUUUAAAUUUGCACUAAGUGUAGUUUAAGUGAAAUGUCGUCGUUAAUAGAAGAUGUUUGCGAUCUUUUGGACAGCUACAAUGGCAGAGAUAAGGUGGUCCGACUUGCUUGUUACACAUGCAAACUGUAUGGAUGUAUACAAGAUGAGAAGCCGUGGCAGACGGCCGGCUCCCGGCUAUCCUCUGCCAGAAUGAUGCUGCGACUGUUUGAUGACAUUCCCAUGAUCAGGCACACAUAUAACUAUGGCUUAGGGAGACAUGAGGCGACAACAACAGCGGCAUUCCUAGGCGUCCUCGCCAACAUCGUGGACCAAGCGUUCCUGCCCGUCGAGAAGGCGUGCUGGCUCUACGACGUGGGCGUGCUCAAGCUGAGCGACGACGCUGCGUACAAGCUAGAGACAUUCAGCACGGCGCUGUGGGCAGCUAGUCUGUUUAUAUCACUUAUACAAACAUCACGAUCAAUGCGAAAAUUAUGGUGGAGCCGGGAGUGUUUACAACGCGCGUCGGAAGAUGGCGGUGCCGACGCUAAAAAGAACUUGGAUGUAAGACUGGCGUUGGAGGCGAUAGUGACGGGCAAGUUGUGCCUGGACAUCACGCACGCCGUGUCCUGCCUGCCCGCCGGCUGGCUCUGGGGGGAACAGAUCGGCUCCACCAAGGUCGCCGCCAUAGCUACUACGUCAUCAGUGAUAGGCAUAGCUAUGUAUUUCGCCAAGAAACGGCUGUUGAAAACACGCGGAACGAUGUCGGCGGCUGUGAACGAGCUCUGUGACUUGCUGCAGGCGCACGCGAAUAGGGAUAAGGUGGUGAACGUCGUAUGCUACUCGCUGAAGCUAUGGGGCGCCACAGCCAACCGGCAGGAGCUGAUGACGGCGAGCGUCCGGCUGGCUGCCGCGCGCGCUUCUCUGAGGCUGUUCGAUGAUGCGAUUGUGCUGAAGACUGCGCUCAGCUACGGACUUGGGACUCAGGACGGUCCAUUCUGGGGCACGCUAGGCGUGGUCGGUAGUACAUUCACGCUGGCGUACCUGCAGCUGGAGAAGGUGACCUGGCUUAUCGACACCGGAGUCAUCACCGUCUCCAAGGAGGUCGACUUCAAAGUCAAGGCCGCGCACAAACUGUUCUGGUCGUUGUCAGCCUUCGUUGGAUUUAUCAGAUCACUUCGAAGCCUCCACUCUACAGCGAACGCGUUAAAACAUCCGGAGCCCACGAAAUGCGCGCCGGCGCGAUUCACGCAGGCCUCGCUCACCACCACUAAGUUACUCCUUGACACCAUCCACGCCGUCAGCUGGCUCCCGCCGGGCUGGCUGUGGGGCAGUGCUCUUACCACCAAGCAAGCUUCUAUCAUCGCCACCACGUCAGCUGUACUAGGUCUGGUGGUACAUUAUCAUGGGAAGAGGUUUUAACUCUCUCUUAGUGCGGGAGCCGUAAGAUAAAGUACCUUACUAUGAAGCUGCCAGUCCUAAAUACAGCGAAACGAGGCUACAAGCAACGGUGAAAUA
Messenger RNA from Trichoplusia ni (cabbage looper), 1673 nucleotides. RefSeq lists its product as uncharacterized. The record is from RefSeq and is a predicted model, not a curated record. Gene Ontology annotation, cellular component: peroxisomal membrane. Gene Ontology annotation, biological process: peroxisome fission. Bases 213 to 1577 code for a protein of 454 amino acids. NCBI's taxonomy places the organism in Eukaryota, Metazoa, Arthropoda, Insecta, Lepidoptera, Noctuidae. The transcript has 8 exons.